Molecule: messenger RNA, 195 nt
Organism: Loa loa (African eye worm)
Lineage: Eukaryota; Metazoa; Nematoda; Chromadorea; Rhabditida; Onchocercidae
Exons: 2
Coding region: 1-195 (64 amino acids)
Source: RefSeq, a predicted model, not a curated record
AUGAAUGCGUGCGUAAGGGCUGAAAAAGUAGAUGGAAGGAGUGGUGAAAGGGGAAAAGAAAGGACACCGUACACAGUGCUGAGAGGUGGACCAUCGGGGUUUACCGUUUACCGACAAAUGUUACAAUUGUCGAGGUUAAUACAAGCCCUGCCAAUACUGCCACCACCAGCAACACCAUCUUACGUGGCGUGCUAG